Molecule: messenger RNA, 2254 nt
Organism: Actinia tenebrosa (Australian red waratah sea anemone)
Lineage: Eukaryota; Metazoa; Cnidaria; Anthozoa; Actiniaria; Actiniidae
Product: phosphatidylinositol N-acetylglucosaminyltransferase subunit A
Biological process (GO): GPI anchor biosynthetic process
Cellular component (GO): glycosylphosphatidylinositol-N-acetylglucosaminyltransferase (GPI-GnT) complex
Molecular function (GO): phosphatidylinositol N-acetylglucosaminyltransferase activity
Source: RefSeq, a predicted model, not a curated record
GAUCAAGAUGGCGGACGAGAAGCAUCGAAUAUGUAUGGUGUCAGAUUUCUUCUACCCGAACAUGGGAGGAGUUGAGAGUCAUAUUUAUCAACUUGCACAGUGUCUAAUACAGCGAAAACACAAGGUCAUAAUAGUAACCCAUGGCUAUGGAGGGAGAAAGGGAGUUAGAUAUUUAACUAACUAUCUUAAGGUUUAUUACAUCCCAAUGGGAAUAUUCCAUAACCAGUGUGUCCUACCAACACUAUACACAGACAUGCCAAUCCUUAGAUACAUCUUCAUCAGAGAACGUAUAACAUUGGUUCAUGGCCACUCUGCUUUUUCAACACUGUGCCAUGAUGCUCUAUUGCAUGCUCGUACAAUGGGAAUAAAGUGUGUUUUUACUGACCAUUCCCUCUUUGGUUUUGCUGAUGCAAGUUCCAUUAUAACCAAUAAAUUUCUUCAGUUUUCCUUGGCUGACAUUGAUCAUGUAAUAUGUGUUUCACACACAAGUAAGGAAAACACAGUGCUGCGUGCAUCUACUCAGUCCUGCAUGAAUCCAUACAUCGUUUCUGUCAUUCCUAAUGCUGUUAAUGCGUCAGUAUUCACCCCUGACCCUUCUAGAAGAAGCAACAAUCAAAUUAUCAUAGUAGUGGUGAGUCGGCUGGUGUACAGAAAAGGGAUGGACUUGUUAGCAAGUUUAAUACCAUUAAUCUGCAGCAAGUACAAUGAUGUCAACUUUAUUAUAGGUGGAGAUGGACCAAAGAGAGUGCUUCUUGAAGAGACAAGGGAACAGUAUCAAUUAGACAACAGAGUCGAGUUACUGGGCACAUUAGAACACGACAAAGUUAGAGAUGUUCUGGUGCAGGGACAUAUCUUUCUUAACACCUCAUUGACAGAGGCCUUUUGUAUGGCCAUCGUCGAGGCUGCUUGCUGUGGCCUUCUAGUUGUAAGUACACAAGUUGGUGGUGUUCCAGAAGUCUUGCCAUCUGAUAUGAUUAGACUUGCACAACCUAGUGUUAAAGCACUAGAAGAAGCAUUAGACGACGCUAUCUUAGCUGUUAGGACAGGAAAAGUGCUGAAUGCAGAGGUCUUGCAUGAAAGAAUCAAAUCUAUGUACACUUGGAUGAACGUCUGCAAAAGAACUGAAACAGUGUAUGAUACAGUAUCCAAGUUACCAAGUGUGCCCUUUAACGUUAGACUUCAAAGGUUGUACGAGUGUGGAAGUGUUGCAGGCAAGAUUUUCUGCGUCCUUGCUGUUAUUGAUUUGAUUCUUCUCCUUAUCGUUGAAUAUUUAGUCCCCAAAGAAAAUAUAGAUAUUUCGCCGGAAUACAGUUUAUCAACGCGUCUCACAAGAAGAGCUUUGAGACAUGACAAAAACAAGAUAUCGACAAAUAAAAGAAUAAAAAAAUAAUCAAAUGAAUGGGUAUGUAUUUUUAACAACUAUUCACAGAAGGCGAACUGAAUGUCGGUGCAAUAUUUACUGAGACUCGAGUCUUCGAGUGUAUCGCUUCGAGACAAUUCUACGAGUGAAUAUGUACUCACGAGGCGUAGCCGACAUGAUUUCUUCUCGGUCCUGACAUUAUUUAUGAGUACAUAAUAUUUUAAAGCUGACAAUGAGAACUGGACGGGAUUUCAAAGUAGCAGUUCGAGAGUAGCAUUUUAUAUUAUAUAAGUAGAAUUGAAUGAAUAAAAUAAUAAUACGUGCUCUUUAAUGGCAAAAGAAACAACAACGAAAAAACGACGAAAAACAAGAAGGGAAAAGCAAAAACAAAACGACGUGUGCGUUCAAUUUGACGAUGUUCAUCAUAGCUUUGAAAAGAAACUAGGGCUUUAGGUACUUAUUUGUGCGCGGGGACUUGGAAAUGCUGGCCCCUUUUGGGAGACAUAAGGUAGUCACAUGCAGUACCAUAUAUAGAAAACGAGAAUUUUAAAGUGCAUAUCAGGGUUCGCUGUUUUUUGUUUAAUAUGAUAGUUUUAACCCUUAAGAUCAUAUAAUCACUAAAAAUUAUUUGAUUGUGUUGCGAUUUUAUUAUUAUUUUUUCGAUCAAAGUUCCCAAAAAACAGCAAAAUGCCGAGCGACGUGGAGGCCUGGGACUAGUCGGCCGUGGCGUCAUUUACGGGACUCGUGUGUUGAAAGCACUUGAGAAGGAUAAGAAAACAAAUUGCAUCGCUUGAAUACUGUAGUUGUAUAAACCUUUUAUUCCACGUCAAUUCUUUCUGAUUAUAGUAGUGAAUACUCUGAAAGUUGCAACUAUUCUGAUUUUAAUGAAGAAAG